AUGGAGGCCAGAGCUCAGAGUGGCAGUGGGUCACAGCCCUUGCUGCAGGCACCCCGUAACAGUGGGAGACAGCGUGGGGAGCCUGACCCUAGAGAAGCCCUCAUCCAGCAGGUACACGUGCUGUCCCUGGAUCAGAUCAGAGCUAUACGAAACACCAAUGAGUACACAGAGGGGCCUACUGUUGUCCCGAGACCUGGCCUCAAGCCUGCUCCUCGCCCCUCUGCUCAGCACAAACACGAGAGACUCCACGGUCUGCCCGAGCACCGCCAGCCUCCCAGGCUCCAGCACCCGCAGGUCCAUUCGACUGCACGAGCGCCUCUGUCCAGGUCCAUCAGCACCGUCAGCUCGGGGUCUCGGAGCAGUACGAGGACAAGUACCAGCAGCAGCUCCUCUGAACAGAGACUGUUGGGACCCUCCUUCUCUGGGCCAAUUGCCGACGGGAUAAUCCGGGUGCAGCCCAAAUCUGAGCUCAAGCCAGGUGAGCUUAAGCCGCUGAGCAAGGAAGAUUUGGGCCUGCACGCCUACAGGUGCGAGGACUGUGGCAAGUGCAAGUGUAAGGAGUGCACCUACCCGCGGACUCUGCCUUCGGACUGGAUCUGCGACAAGCAGUGUCUUUGCUCGGCCCAGAACGUGAUUGACUAUGGGACUUGUGUGUGCUGUGUGAAAGGUCUCUUCUAUCACUGUUCCAACGAUGACGAGGACAACUGUGCUGACAACCCGUGCUCUUGCAGCCAGUCUCACUGUUGUACACGUUGGUCGGCCAUGGGCGUCCUGUCUCUCUUUUUGCCUUGUUUAUGGUGUUACCUUCCAGCCAAGGCUUGCCUGAAGUUGUGCCAGGGGUGUUACGAUCGGGUUAAUAGGCCUGGAUGCCGGUGUAAAAACUCAAACACAGUUUGCUGCAAAGUUCCCACUGUCCCGCCCAGGAACUUUGAGAAACCAACAUAG
This is a messenger RNA of Pipistrellus nathusii (Nathusius's pipistrelle), 945 nucleotides long. Lineage: Eukaryota; Metazoa; Chordata; Mammalia; Chiroptera; Vespertilionidae. The record is from the annotation of a GenBank genome assembly.